AUGCCCUCCUCCGAGUACGCCAACGCCGUCCGCGGCGGCCUGAAACUCAAAGGCGCCAAAGACUCGGGCGGCGUCAAAAAGCACAAAAAGAAAGAGAAGAAGCAGUCCCUCAGCAAAAGCCAUGCCGAUCCGCCUGUGACAGAUACAAAUCGAGCAGAGGAGGAAGAGAAAGCGGAGUCGGAGUCGGCUUUGCAGAAAGCGCUGCUGGACGAAGAUGGGUUGGAUGAAGACGCGAUGGAGGGUGAUGGCGCAGGUGCGCUGAGGUCUGAGAGUGGGGUUGGGAAGACGGAGGCGCAGAGACGACAUGAGGAGAGGAGGAAGAAGCGGCUGGACGAAAGACUCAAGCGCGAGGGCGUCAAGACGCAUAAGGAGCGGGUGGAGGAGUUGAACAAGUACCUUUCGAAUCUGAGCGAGCAUCAUGAUAUGCCGCGCAUUGGGCCUGGGUAA
Molecule: messenger RNA, 447 nt
Organism: Neohortaea acidophila
Lineage: Eukaryota; Fungi; Ascomycota; Dothideomycetes; Mycosphaerellales; Teratosphaeriaceae
Exons: 2
Coding region: 1-447 (148 amino acids)
Cellular component (GO): nucleolus
Source: RefSeq, a predicted model, not a curated record